AUGUCGCUGCUCCUGCUGCUGUGGGCGCUGCUGGGAGUCGCGUUGCAGCAGUCAGGAGCCACCGGAGUUGGCGACGGAGGGAUCACGCACAUCCCUUCCGCCGCCUACCUGCAGGCUCGCUGCCCCUCCCGCUGCGGAGACGCCAAAUUCUUCUACCCCUUCGGGACGUCGCCGGGCUGCUUCCGGCGAGGCUUCGGGCUCACCUGCGACAACACCACAGCUCCUCCAAGUCUAUUCUGGGGCAACACGGAUACCCGGAUUCUCUCCACGGACCCGACAGAUCGCAAUUUCAUCUAUGCCUCGAUUACCUUCAACAUCACCAUGGUCCCAGGCACGAAUGCCUACCACAGGUCCUGGAAGUCCCCUGCUGACGGGUUUUACAUCAAUUCUGACACCAAACUGUACGUCGUUGGCUGCGGUGUCGAGGUUCAGUUGUUCGACAAUGAUACAAACAUGACUAUCGGUUCUUGCAAGACCAUAUGCAUUGGCGACAAAAGGAACAUGGAGAAGGAACUGGCAGUUGUUGGCCACUGCAAUGGUUUGGGCUGCUGCAUAAUUGACCUGCCUGAUUACAUUCGAGGCUUUGAGUUCACACUGACCCAGAUAGAUGAACAAACAGCACACUCAGAGUCGUUGCCUGUCAGUGUUUUCUUGUCAGAAGACUACAAUUUUAACACGAGUGGCCCUUACUCGACAUGGAUGGCCAACAGGGGUUUUACGAGCUUAGAAGCUUUCAUCAUGGAUCAGCCAAGCUGUGAAAGCGCAUUGGCGAACAAGGCAAGUUAUGCAUGUAGCACCAAUAGCUUGUGCGCAAACAUGCCUGGCGGAGGAUACUUGUGUUACUGUAAUCCGCUUUCUUCAUCAGGUGCUAACCCGUACAUUUUGGAUGGUUGCAUUGAAGCAGAUUACAAUCCCAGUCCCAGAGGAUAUUGCACGAGGUCUUGUGGGAACUUGCCCAUCCCAUUCCCCUUUGGGCUUGAAGACGGUUGCUCUGCACUCAGAAAAUUUCGACUUAAUUGUACAUCAAGUAAUUCUACUAUCUUCACGGACCGUAAAGGGGCGACAUACCUAGUGACAAACGUAUCAGUGAACGAUGGGUAUUUUGUCGUCCGAAACUUGCAGAACAGCUCAAGAUAUAGCGAUGAAGAGAUGGCCAGAACAAAUGGUAACAGCCAGGACAGGGAAGCAAACAGUUUUCUGCAGGAUCUUUUUGAUUUGUCUCAGGACUAUGACAUGAUGAUAUGGUGGGGUGUCACAAAUAUGACUUGUCAAGAAGCUACGCAACGGAACGACACUUACGCGUGCCGCAGUGUGCAAAGCAGGUGCCAAGAUGUCACCCGUGAUGGAAUACCUCUUGGAUAUCGCUGCAAGUGCUCUAUCGGUUACGAAGGGAAUCCAUAUGUUCAUGAUGGCUGCAAAGAUGUCAAUGAGUGCCUACUGCAAAAUUCAUGCAAUGGUCCAUGUAAAAAUUUCCCUGGAGGCUAUAAUUGCACGAGUUGCUCGCAUGGAAAAGAGUUCGACGCAGCAAAAAGGGAAUGCGUAACAUCAGUUAAACUACUAGGUAUUGCAAUUGGAAUUAGUUGUGGUCUAGGCUCCAUAAUUCUUGUACUGAGUGCAAUUGCACUUGCCACUAAAUGGAACAGAAGCAUCCAGAAGAAGAUUCGAGAAGAAUACUUCAAAAAAAAUAAAGGUCUACUCUUAGAGCAACUAAUCUUGGAUAAAAGCGCUGCAGACAGAACAAAGAUAUUUUCAUUGGAGGAACUAGAGAAAGCAACUAACAACUUUGAUGCCACUAGAAUUGUUGGUGGUGGAGGCCAUGGAACAGUUUACAAAGGAAUUCUGUCAGAUCAACGAGUGGUGGCCAUAAAAAAGUCCAACAUUGCAAAGCAAAUUGAGAUAGAUCAGUUUAUUAAUGAGGUUGCUGUCUUGUCCCAAAUCAUUCAUCGCAAUGUAGUAAAGCUUUUUGGUUGUUGCCUAGAAUCGGAGGUUCCAUUACUAGUUUACGAGUUCAUAUCCAAUGGAACAUUGUACAAUCUUCUUCACAAUGACGAAAAUGUUAAAGGACUAUUGCCAUGGGAUGAUCGUAUUAGGAUUGCAACGGAAGUUGCAGGAGCACUUGCUUAUCUCCGCGCAGCUGCCAUAAUGCCCAUUUUCCAUAGAGAUGUCAAAUCUUCCAAUGUUCUCCUAGAUGACAAUCUUAUUACAAAGGUUUCUGACUUCGGUGCUUCAAGAUCUGUUUCACUAGAUCAAACUCAUGUGGUAACAGCAGUACAGGGCACAUUUGGUUAUUUAGAUCCAGAGUAUUACCACACUGGCAAACUCACUGGUAAGAGUGAUGUCUACAGUUUUGGGGUGAUACUGGUUGAGCUUCUAACUAGAAAGAAGCCAAUUUUUGACAAUGAUCAAGGUGUAAAACAAAGCCUGUCCCAUUAUUUCAUCGAACAGCUUCAAGAGGGAGCACUAAUGGAAAUUGUAGAUUCCAUGAUUGUUGAAGAGGCAAACAAGGAAGAGAUAGAUGACAUAGCCUCACUUAUACUAGCUUGCCUAAAUCUCAAAGGAGAAGAGAGACCUACCAUGAAAGAUGUGGACAUGAGGCUUCAGUUUUUGAGAACUAAGAGGUUACUAAAAUGCCAACAUUUUACAGGAAGCACUGGAGGGAUGCCUCCUUUCCGUUUACCAUUGAAUUGUGACUCCCACCCCCAAACCAAUUUGAGCAAUCAUGUUAAAUUUCCAAAAGAAGGUAUCUCUGGGUGUUACAGUUUGCAGCAAGAAUUUGUGGAUUUAGCAAGUUUUCCACGCUAGUACCUUCUGUUAUAUAUUGCACCUACUCUCAGUACUUACUGGGAUAUAUACGAUGCAUAUAAGUUGCCGUGGACUUCCAUGAAGAACCUUUCCACGGAAGAAUAUUAAUUAACAUUGUGUACCUUUGAUUAAUAUACCUGAAGGAAGUGUAAUUUAAGAGAACUCAAUGUAUUUAAGUCAUCAUAGCGAUCUGCUUCAAUUUAAUAUCUAAGGCAUUUGAGGUUGUUGUU
This is a messenger RNA of Oryza brachyantha (malo sina), 3032 nucleotides long. RefSeq names its product wall-associated receptor kinase 4-like. Gene Ontology annotation, biological process: cell surface receptor signaling pathway; protein phosphorylation. The coding region runs from base 1 to 2802 and encodes 933 amino acids. The record is from RefSeq and is a predicted model, not a curated record. Gene Ontology annotation, cellular component: plasma membrane. Lineage: Eukaryota; Viridiplantae; Streptophyta; Magnoliopsida; Poales; Poaceae. The transcript has 4 exons. Gene Ontology annotation, molecular function: ATP binding; polysaccharide binding; protein serine/threonine kinase activity.